Hyla sarda is the source of this 1769-nucleotide messenger RNA. Its product is annotated as oocyte zinc finger protein XlCOF7.1-like. NCBI's taxonomy places the organism in Eukaryota, Metazoa, Chordata, Amphibia, Anura, Hylidae. The transcript is spliced from 7 exons. Gene Ontology annotation, biological process: central nervous system development; regulation of transcription by RNA polymerase II. Gene Ontology annotation, cellular component: nucleus. Gene Ontology annotation, molecular function: RNA polymerase II cis-regulatory region sequence-specific DNA binding; DNA-binding transcription factor activity, RNA polymerase II-specific. The record is from RefSeq and is a predicted model, not a curated record. The coding region runs from base 250 to 1695 and encodes 481 amino acids.
ACAGACAGGUCACUAAUAUGGGGGGAGGGGACAUUUUAGGUAAAUAGGCUGCCAGGGAUGGUGGGGAACACAGUUGGUGGAGGGGUAGGACCUGUGAUGAUGUCAUUAUCAUGUGACCAGGACGUGUGGGGGCGGAGCUCAGCAGGAAAGAAGAGAUUGAGGUUGAAGGACCUGAGAGGAUGGUCAUGUGACUGGAGUGGGCGGGGCUAAGCAGUGUAGUAUAGAAGUCGUUAUGGAUGGAGAGUUGUGAUGAGAUUACAUUGUAUCCUAUGUGUCCCCAGUAAUAAGGACUAUCCCCUCCAGCUGACCCAGUUGUCUCCUCUUCUCCUGAAUGAUCCCCCAAGGAUGGACAAGGACAGGAAUGAGAUGACUAAGAGAAUAUUACACUUCACCUUGGAGAUCCUCCACCUGCUGACCGGAGAGGAUUACACCAUAGUGAAGAAGACAUGGGGGGAGUGUGUGGCCCCCAGCAGCCAUCUCCAUGAGUCAGGAGGACGGAGCAGGGCCCGGGGCCCCAUCACAGAGCCUCCACCUCACUCACUGAUACAUGAGGAGAAGAUCCUAGAAUUCAUCCACAAGAUCACUGAGCUGCUGACUGGAGAGGUUCCUAUAAGGUGUCAGGAUGUGGCGGUCUAUUUCUCCAUGGAGGAGUGGGAGUAUGUAGAAGGACACAAGGAUCUGUACCAGGACAUAGUCAUUAUGGAGGAUCACCGGCCCCUCACAUCACAAGAUGGAGUCAUUGAUAGAAAUCCACCCGAGAGGUGUCCCCGCCCUCUGUAUUCCCAGGACUGUCCAGAGGGAAAUGUCCCAGAGAAGCAUCAGGGGGGAGAUCUGACUAAUAAUAAAGUGGAGGAUGAAGAAGAGAGGAUGAGGGGCCAUCACCCGUGUAUGAGGGAAGUGAAGGAGGAAAUUCCAGGAGGUGUUACCCCAGAAAAUCCCAGUAAGAAUUCUGAGGGAAACUUCAUGUUAUCCCUGAAUGAUAAAGGAGAAGAUGAAGAUAUGAUGGAGCGCUCCUCAGGAGAAGACCUCCUUACCCCUAAUGUCCAUCCAGAUCUAUCCUGUAAUAAUCCACCUGAUCAUGAGGAACCUUAUUAUCAAUCACACAUUGUUACCACAAGGACAGGUCAGCAAGACAGUAAAAAAAUUCAAUGUGACGAAUGUGGUAAACAGUUUACAAGAAGAUGGAGUCUUUUUACGCACCGAAGAAUUCACACAGGAGAGAAGCCGUAUUCAUGUUUAGAAUGUGGGAAAAGUUUUGCAAAAAAAUCUAACCUCGUCAUGCAUGCAAAAAGUCACACGGGAGAGAAGCCAUACUCCUGUUCAGAAUGUGGGAAAUGUUUUGCACACAAAUCACAUCUGGUUAUACACGAGAGAGUUCACACUGGAGAGAAGCCGUAUUCGUGUUCAGAAUGUGGGAAACGUUUUACAGGAAAAUCGCAUCUUGUCAGGCACGAGAGAAGUCACACGGGAGUGAAGCCGUAUUCGUGUUCGGAAUGUGGGAAACGUUUCACCGAUAGAUCGCAUCUUAUUAGACACGGGAAAAGUCACAUGGGAGAGAAGCCGUAUUUGUAUCCGUGUUCAGAAUGCGAGAAAUGUUUCAUUACUAAAGUCAAACUAAGAAAUCACCAGAGAAGUCACAAAAGAGCUGUUACCGUAUUCCUAAAUUCACCCGUAUUCCAGGACAGUCCCGCGUGACUGCAAAAUGUAAAUUGAACCUUUAGUCAUGUGAUUGAACAUAACGCCAACGAAUUAAAUUAUUUACUUUUUUA